This is a messenger RNA of Rhizopus microsporus ATCC 52813, 1866 nucleotides long. RefSeq names its product P-loop containing nucleoside triphosphate hydrolase protein. Lineage: Eukaryota; Fungi; Mucoromycota; Mucoromycetes; Mucorales; Rhizopodaceae. Gene Ontology annotation, biological process: maturation of SSU-rRNA. Gene Ontology annotation, molecular function: nucleic acid binding; RNA helicase activity; ATP binding. Bases 98 to 1759 code for a protein of 553 amino acids. The record is from RefSeq and is a predicted model, not a curated record. The transcript is spliced from 5 exons.
CUCUUUAUGGUAAUGAAUUGUGGCUUAUACACAGUCAUCUUUACCUCUCUUUCUAUCACUCUCUCUCUUGCCUUUUUAUUUUUGAAUACAAAAUAAUAUGGAUCUCUUUCAUCUAUUAGGAAGUGGUGCUAAGUUUGACAAAAACCGCUUCAAGCACGACAUCACUUUAUUCGAAGGUGAAAAAGAAGCCAAUCAGAUACAAUCCAAAAAGCGCAACGCAGCAGCUGUCGAUUCCAAUGUACGUUCUCAGCUCCUGGACGAGAUCGAUUUCUUCAAAACAACGCAUACUGUCGUCGAUCAGCCAAGAAAAAAGAAAAAGGAAAAUGAUAAAGACAGUGACUCUGAGAGUGAUGAGGACAUAAAGCCAAAGAAAGACAAAAAGUCAACCAUUUUUAAAAAUGUCGAAGAGGCCAAUUUAUUUAGAAAACAACAUAAAAUUAAAGUCUAUGGUACUGAUGUGCCAAACCCUUUCAGAACAUUUGAAGAUCUUGCUUCACCUGCAUAUAAUUUGGAACCCAAGCUGUAUAAUAAUUUGAUGUCUAUGGCAUAUACAACACCCACGCCUGUACAGAUGCAAUCUAUUCCCAUCAUGCUCAACGGUCGUGAUAUAAUGUCCUGUGCUCCUACAGGUUCGGGUAAAACAAUGGCUUACUUGCUUCCUAUUAUACAAGACUUGAAGAAACCAGAAAAGAAAGUGAGCUAUCGUGCCUUGAUUAUCGCACCCACCCGAGAAUUGGCACAGCAGAUCGCAAGAGAGGCGAAUCAUUUGGCUCAAGGCACAAAACUCCGAGUGAACGUUUUAGCCAAAGCUACAGCAGCUGAUAAAGCACAAACACCUGAAUCAAGACAAAAGUUUGACAUUUUGGUAACUACUCCUCUUCGACUGGUGUAUGCGAUUAAAGAAAACGAAGUAGACCUGAGUGCAGUUCGGCAUUUAGUACUUGAUGAAGCAGACAAACUUUUAGAAAAGGGCUUUUUGGGUCAGACAGACGAAAUUUUUGCUGCAUGCACAUCAACAACCAUUCAGAAAUCACUGUUUAGUGCUACAUUUUCAUCACACAUCGAAGAACUCGCUAAGAGUGUGAUGAAGGAUCCGAUUCGCAUUGUCAUUGGUGCCAAAAACGCCGCUACAGAUACCAUUAAACAAGAAUUGCUAUUUACAGGAACUGAGGCAGGAAAACGCAUUGCACUCCGUCAACUGAUCCAAAGAGGACUUAAACCACCUGUGCUGAUCUUUGUCCAAUCGAUUGAUCGAGCCAAGGAGCUAUUUCAUGAACUUGUAUUUGAUGGCAUUAAUGUAGAAGUGAUACAUUCAGAUCGAACCAAGGCGCAAAGAGACAAUAUUAUCAACCAGUUUAGAAUAGGCAAGAUUUGGGUUUUAAUUGCGACAGAUUUGAUGGCUCGAGGUCUUGAUUUCAAAGGCGUCAAUUUGGUUAUCAAUUAUGAUUUCCCACAAUCAGUGGCAAGUUACAUUCAUCGCAUUGGUCGUACAGGUCGUGCUGGACGAGCUGGUGAGGCAGUUACCUAUUACACACAAGAAGAUUUCCCAUAUCUGAAAAAGGUGGUUAAUGUGAUGAAAGAGUCUGGCUGUGACGUUCCAGAUUGGAUGUUGAAAUCUGCCAAACAAGCUGCCAAACAAGCUGUCAAAAACAACAGCAAAAAGAUUGUUAAAAAGGACAUGAAGAAAGUAGACACAAAGAACACAAAGAAAGACAGUAAAAAAGUUACCAAAAAAGACAUUAAAAAAGAUCAAGAAUAAAAAAAUAAUAUCUAUUGUUACAAAGCAAUCGAUUUACACUUUUUUUUCCUCUUUAAGUCCAUGUCGUUUUACACAGCAUGUUACAGUCGGAGAUCUUAUGAUCGGGG